This is a messenger RNA of Peromyscus californicus insignis, 4588 nucleotides long. It is a transcript of the gene B3gnt6, whose product is annotated as UDP-GlcNAc:betaGal beta-1,3-N-acetylglucosaminyltransferase 6. Gene Ontology annotation, molecular function: hexosyltransferase activity. Lineage: Eukaryota; Metazoa; Chordata; Mammalia; Rodentia; Cricetidae. Bases 2192 to 3370 code for a protein of 392 amino acids. The record is from RefSeq and is a predicted model, not a curated record. Gene Ontology annotation, cellular component: membrane. The transcript has a single exon.
UCUGCUUGCUUAGCCAUGUGACUGGAAAGUAGCAGAAGCAGGAAGCAGGACUUGAACCCUGGUAAGCAGCAUUUACCACACUACACUGUCCCCUCAGCAAAGAACAUAGACUCCAUCCAUGCUCCAGAGAUGCUGAUGGGCUCGAAGGGGAGGUAAAGGGGAAUGAUUGACAGUUUGCCUGCUCUCCUUUGACCCCCACUGAAGCUUUCUCAAGGCUUUACUACUUCAAGUGUGCCACAGAUGAGUAAUUAAGGUAGGAGAGAUCAGUGCAGGUAGUAAAUGGCACAAGACAGAAUGUCAGGGCAGGAAGAGGCACAGCAGGUGCCCAGGCCAGGUGGCUAGUGAGAGAACAGGAUGGCAUGGAUACCCUCAUUGUUCAAAGUUUACUCUAGUUCCCUUAAACAGGGAGUGGCAUCCGGCCAUUCCUGUAAUCCUAGCACUAGAAGGUGAAGGAAAAUAUCUUAUUUGGUGUUAUUAUUGCUGUGAUGAAACACCAUAACCAAAGCAACUUGGGUGAGAUCCCGGAGGUAGGAGCUGAUGAAGAGGCCAUGGACAGGUGCCACUUAUACUGGCUUGCUCCUCAUGGCUUGCUCAGCCUGCUUUCUUAUAGAACUCAAGACCACCUGCCCAGGGACGGCACCAGACACAAUGGUCUGGGCCCUCCCGCAUUGAUCACUAACUAAGAAAAUGCAUUACAGCCAGAUUUUAUGGAGGCAUUUUCUCAAUUGAGGUUCCCUCUUCUCAGAUGACUCUAGCUUGUGUCAAGUUGACAUAAAACUAACCAGGACAAAAGAUAAUCAGAAGUUAAAGGUUAUCAUCCUUGACUGCGUAAGGAGUUUGAGGCUAGCAUGGGCUAUAUAAGAUCCUUGUAUACAAAAUACACACACACACACACACACACACACACACACACACACACACACACACAAACACAAGAGUGACAGUGCUGUGUGCCAGUGCCAACAUGCACAAUUAAGUAGGGGAAUAGUUAAAGAUGUGGAAUUUUCUGGCAGGGCUUGAGGGCACAUGAGUAGGCUACAAUCAAGAAAGGGCCUGAUCUUGAACAACAAAUAACAACAGGUAGACACAGAACCAAAUGGAAGAUGCCAAAGUCAUAAUCUGAUAUCAUCCAGUGGCCAUGAGAUACGCAGUUGUCACCACACUCCUGGAGAACCGUAAUAUAAUCCUUUGUUACAGAAGAGAAGAACAUCGGGGCCAGAGAUCUGACUGGCUUCAUUGUGCUGCUGUUCCAAGCAGUGACCAACAAAUGUAGUUUAGUUCAUGCCCUGGCCUCAUGCCCCCUUGAUCAGCUACACUGAGUUCAUUUACCAGAAGCGCAAUCUAAACCCAAGCAAAGCAGUAUCUGCUCCAUUAUUUUGUUCUCCCAGCCAGCGCUGGAUCCAACUGGAGCGAGGAGAGGAUAAGAGAAAUGUAGGAUGCAGAAUGAGCAGAGUGUGGGGACGGACACACCCUGAGGAAGGCAGGGAAGAGAUGUGGGGCUUCUGGUUGAGCACAUGGGUGAAAGGUGGUACCACUAACAGAGGAAGGGCUGGAUGGCAAUGCACAGCAUGAUGGAGACUGACUUCGAACACGUGUCUGCCAUCCUGGGUGACAUCUAGGAGGGUAUGCAUCAGCAUGAUAAACAUAAAGCUGUGAAGGUGAACUGUGGGGGACCUACAACACUCACUGUCUUCAGGAACUCCUUGUUCUGUUUUGGUUCAGUGAUUCUCCUGUCUCAGCCUCUCUGAAUGCCAGGAGAACAGGUUUGAGCCAGUACCUAGAUUAUAUAAUGCUGGGUACCCAAACCAGGGCCUCCUUCACACUAGACAACACUACUCCAACUGCACCAGGUCCUUCGUUUUGGUUUUUUUGUUUGUUUGGUUGGUUGGUUAGUUGGUUGUGUUUGUUUGUUUUUGUUUUUGUUUUAAACAAGGUCUCAUGUAACCCAGUUUGGCCUUGAACUCAUUAUGUAGCUGAGGAUGACCCUGAACUCUGGAUCCUCUGCUCUUCCAACUCUUGUGUGCUGGUAGACUAAAGGCAUGCACCAUGCAGGUCUCAGCUUUAUUUAACCUCUUAGCAGAGUUGAGAAGGGACUGAGCCGGAUUCUGGGAGAGACCUGAAGGGGGUAGAGAGGCAUCCCACUGGUAUCAAAAAUUCCUGGCUCAUCUGUGACUUGCUCCCCCCACCCCAGAUGGCUUUGCCCUGCUGCAGGUCCAAGAAUCCCAGGUCCAAGAAUUCCAAGACACUGGCUUUCCUGCUAGUGGGUGUGACUUUCGUGGUGCUGCACCAGUGGCUCCUUCAGGAGUCCACGCAGGAGAAAGCUGAGGUUCCCACCGCUGCCCCCUGGUCCUCCGCAGCUGCAGUGCAGCAUUUACCACACCUCCCGGUGCCUCGGUGCGUGGCCAACGCCUCUGUGAACCUCACCGCCGGCUUCCAGCAGCUGCCGGAUCGGAUCCAAGACUUCCUACGCUACCGCCACUGCCGCCGCUUCCCCCAGCUCUGGGACGCGCCCCACAAGUGCGAGGGCAGCCGCGGCGUCUUCCUGCUGCUGGCCGUGAAGUCGUCGCCCGCGCACUACGAGCGGCGCGAACUGAUCCGGCGCACGUGGGGCCAGGAGCGCAGCUACCGCGGGCGGCAGGUGCGUCGCCUCUUCCUGCUGGGGACCUCCCCGCCCGAAGAGGCGGAGCGGGAGCCUCAGUUGGCGAGUCUGCUGGACCUGGAGGCGCAGGAGCACGGUGACGUGCUGCAGUGGGACUUCAAGGACACCUUCCUCAACCUCUCGCUUAAGCACCUGCACCUGCUGGAUUGGACAGCGGAGCGCUGCCCCGGCGCCAGCUUCCUGCUCAGCUGCGACGACGACGUCUUCGUGCACACAGCCAACGUGCUGCACUUCCUCGAGACACAGUCGCCGGAGCGCCACCUCUUUGCCGGGCAGCUCAUGGACGGUUCUGUGCCCAUCCGCGACAGCUGGAGCAAAUAUUUCGUGCCCCCGCAGCUCUUCCCGGGCAAGGCCUACCCAGUGUACUGCAGCGGCGGCGGCUUCCUUCUGUCCAGCCGCACAGCCCGCGACCUGCGCAGCGCGGCGCGCUAUGUCCCGCCUUUCCCCAUCGACGACGCCUACAUGGGCAUGUGUCUGCAGCAGGCCGGCCUGGCGCCCAGCGGCCAUGAGGGCAUCCGGCCCUUCGGCGUACGGAUGCCCGGUGCGCAGCGCUCAUCCUUCGACCCCUGCGUGUACCGCAACCUGUUGCUGGUGCACCGCUUCGCGCCCUACGAGAUGCUGCUCAUGUGGAAGGCGCUGCACAACCCGGAGCUGCACUGUAGCCUCAGACACGAUGAAAGGUCUCCCAAGGCCAGAAUGCUUGGGAGCUGAGAGUGCAUCUUCUGAUCUGAACCCCGAUGCACACUCAUGUCACCUUGAGGGCAGAUCUGGAAAGCAUUAUAUACCUGUACAUGUUCUGGGCUUCAACUUCAGGGGUUCUUGGUCAGGGGUGUCUUCAGACGUAUAGGUGUGUUUUUCUUAUUUGAAGCUGACCUCUGGUCUGGGAAUAUCUGUUUAUCCUCACACAUCAGCCUUCCGGGGCACCUGUCUUCCAUCCUCCAUUCAUCGUGGGCAGCAAGAGAAGCAUGGCUACCAAGGUCAAUGUCAGCUGUUAAGUGCAGCGCAAUUAUGAAUCGCCAUUUCCACCGUUUCCUCUACCAAGGAGUGGAGCUCCCAGAAGCCAGUUUACACUCAGAACUAAGGGGCGUCUGGCAGUCUUGCUUCCACCAAGCUCCAGGACUCUCCUGAGGUCAAAGUGCAAGUGAAGCUCAUUUAGGGCAGCCGCGGGAGGCACCAUGGCAGCCACCUUUCUGCAGCCCUGACUGAACUCCUGGUAGCUAAGGCCUUGUUUCCCCAGUGCUUUAGGAAAUGCAUGGCUGAGUGGACGGUGGCCAUCUGCCCCAGUGGUGUAGAGUGUAUCUGUGAGAACAUUGUAUUAGUUUCCUGUUGCUGCUGUAACAAAUUAGCGAAUUCUCAGCAACUUUCGAAGCCUAGGGACAAGCCCACUUACCCUGUAGUUCUCUGACAACACGGUCUCCUUAGGCUAAAGUCAUGUGUUGGUAAAACUGUCUUCCUUCCUGGGUAGCCUAGGGGAGAACACACACCCAGUUUAUUCCCCGUCUUCCAAACCAGCGAUGCUGCAUUUCUCUACAGCCAAAUUUCUCCCUGACUCGUCUUUUGCCUCCAUCCACUGUUCUCCUUCCCUGGAGCUAAACCCCGGGUUCUCCUGGCUUAGCUUGUCAUCUGUUGGUUUGUUAGAACAAGGUCUCAUGUAGCCCCGGCUGCCCUGAAACUUGCUAUGCAGUGAAGCGUGAUCUUGAAUUCCAGAGCUUCUUGCCUUCGCCUCCCAAAGGGUGGAUUACAGGUUUGUCUCCACACCACGGUAAUACCUUCAGGUUGUAAAGCCAGCUUACUCACAAUAUCAUAGUUCAUCUUGUCAUUCACUGUACCCUAAUUUAGUCACAGGUUUCAGAUAUUAGGGUGUGGACAUCUUUGGAGGACCAUUGGUACUGUCUACCAUAAUGCCAGUCAGUGUGUGUGAGAAUAAUA